This is a messenger RNA of Lactuca saligna, 756 nucleotides long. The record is from the annotation of a GenBank genome assembly. Lineage: Eukaryota; Viridiplantae; Streptophyta; Magnoliopsida; Asterales; Asteraceae.
AUGUAUCAAUCCACUCAAGCACAAUCAAUAAAUUUGAACAUCCCUUUCUCUUCUAUACAAGAACAAUCAUUGACCCAUGUUACCGAUUCCAAACUUUCUGAAGCCGGUGCAGUCCCUCCUACUUCAAAAGCCACAACUAGUAUGAUACCUAGUUUAGGUGAAGGAGGAUCGGGUAUUUUUGACAAGUAUUGGUCAGAUUUUGUUGAUAGGGCUCAUACAAGACAUCCAAAGCUCUCCCGAGAACAAGUUGAAUACAUGACUCCGACUGUAGAUGUUCCGAAUUCUAACAACACAGUGGAUGAUUCUCCUUGGAAUGAAGUUGUUGCCAGAGGAGUUGUUGCCAAUUCCAAAAAUGCUACAGAUAAUCCUCCUACUUUUACUAGUGUAGAAGUUCCUAAGCUUGAUGUCAAAUAUGAUCUUUUCGAUGAGAUCAUGUUUAGAGAUGACAAUACUAUUGUUUCUAUUAUUCUGGUUCCCAUGACCUUUAAUUUACUGCAAAAACCUUCUUCAUCAAAACCAUGCUUUGAUUUUGGCACCUUGGAAGGUAAGCAUGGUGACAAAACCCAAGGUGAUCCAAGUGAGCCAAAUGAUGAUCAAAAUGAAGAUGAAUAUGAAAAGAAUUCUGAAAGUUCCACCUCGGACACAGGAUCCUCCAAUGAAAACGUUGUGGAUCCUUUUUCCUUGUUUGAACUUAAAAUCAAGUCUUUUUCCGAAGUACAAGUGGCUGCUCCCUCAGAUCUUGACCGGAGUAAUUAG